AUAUUAUUGUCAUCAGUAAGGUCCAUGGUUUAGUGUGAAUAUUAAUAAUAGGUGCUACACUUUCCACAGGGAAGCUCAAAUGUCUGUUACCCCGAAGGAGACCCCCGCCCCCUGGCAGGAGGGUUUGAGUCAUCCGUUAGAGCGAAUAUCAUCUAUGUAUGACAAUGCCGAAUUAUCCGAUCUCACCAUCACCUUCCCCAAUGACGAGCUAUCUCUGAAGGUCCAUCGACUCAUACUGGCCAUGAGCUCACCAGUGUUUGAAGCAAUGUUCUACGGUCCCAUGGCAGAAAAAGCAGACCUCACACUUCCUGAUGAUCCACCAGAGGCAUUUGUAUUUCUUAUGGGAUACAUUUACAAAGGAAACGCAUCUCUGCCCAAUGUUGAUAUGGCAGUCAUGGUGUACAAGCUUGCAAACAAAUACCAGAUGAGUUCCCUUUUUUCUGUUUGCUCUGAGUAUCUACAGUCACGCGUAGACCUGAACAACUUGGCUUUGGUGUAUGAAAUGUCAUUUCUGUAUGAGGACUCGGAGCUGAAGCAGAAGUGUAGGAAAGUUGUGAGUGAGUCGCACGAGGUUCUGUCUUCACCACACAUAGGCCAACUCUCAGUGCAGUGCAUGGAGGAUCUUCUGCAGCAGAAGCUAGCUGUCGCAUCAGAAGUUGCUGUUUUCAAAGGACUCUUGCAAUGGGCAACAUUACUAUCAGACAACUCCUCAACAUCCGCUAAGUGCCCCAAAGGCCUUCGUCAGGAGAUCGAAACGUUGCUGCCGCACAUCCGGUUCCUGACAAUGACUCUGGACGACUUCGUGGAACACGUGAUGCCGUCUGGGGUGCUGACACCAGAGGAGAGCAACGCCAUCAUGAUGAACAUCAAGCGUGUUCUUAAUAUCUCUCUGCCUGCCAUUUGCAGUCCCAACAGAGAGACGAGGUACUCCAUAUUGCCCCGGCGGCGAUGAUGGCGGGCUUGCCACCGCCAGCGCUUGAGCCGUACCAGCACCUGUGGCGUUAAUUAAUCCGGACAGAAAGACAUGGGUACCCUACAGUCAGCUUCACCAGAUCUCCCUCGGAAAGGGGAACAAUGUUGUUGUAAAACCCACCAUUAUUAAUCCUGAAUGGGCUCCAGAGAAUGUUGAUUUUCGGUCGUUAGAGGAAGAAAGAUUCACUGGCCAAAAUCAUCAUUAUAGGGAAAGGAAUUAUCAUCCAAUGGGUAGUGGACGUCCCUGUGAGUACGAACUUCUAAGCUGUGUGAGAGUUAACAAGGAUAUUAUUGUAGGUCGCUUUGAAAUCAAUCUGGUGAAAAAGUACAAUGCCUUCCACGUGGAUGUAAAUAACUAUUUCAUGCAUGCACAUCAUUUAGUGAUACGAAACUCCUCUGGGUAUACACUGAGAGAAGUGGAUGUAGACAUAAGCCAAACUGGAUGUCAUAGCACUGUUUCUGCCGUUGUGAAAGAACCAGUGCUAUUGUCUUCCAGCGGUGUUUACUCAAUUGUUUUGUCAUUAUCACCAGGAACUGUUAUUGGAUCAUGGUACUAUCAACAGAGAAAUGUAGCUCUCACAUAUGGAAAGUUACACAUCAGUGGAGUUAUGCAUCGUGAUGCAGAUUUAUCAUUAGCUUUUUGGUGCUCUAGUAAUUUAUUCCCACCAUUGUUAAUGAGGCGUUCGCGUUAGUUCUGUAACCUUCUUAAAGACAGGUAGGUGUUGCAGUAAUGUGGAAUUGGAAAUCUAUUUCAGGAAAGUUUAAGUAAAGUGUAAUUUUCUCCGAUAUUGAAAUUUUUCAUUACAACACUAGGAAAUUUUUUUGCAACGGCGAUUAUGGAAGAUUACUUCGAGCAGAGGAAACGUUGAAAUUACCAGUUGUUCUCUUAAGCUUCUAUCUAUCGUUGUAUCUUAUCCUCUUGAUCAUUAAUGUACGAGAACAACCUAUUAUCAUCAACCCGUAUCUUUUUUCGAUAAAAAUUCGAAGAAGUUUUUCUCGGAUGCGGAAUAAUAAGUUUUAUUGCAAGAGAUUCUUACUGCAUAUCCUUUACGGCAUGAGAUUCUCAUAACUUUCCGUAUGUCUUAUGGCAUAAUACUUAGUCCCUCAUUAAGUACCUCGUAUCCCAUAGCCUCUUACUCAUUUCGUUUCAUGGCGACAAAAUAAUUCCCAAAACUACUUGUGGGCCAGCUCUACUCAAUGCGAUUUCAAUAUGGCUAUUGCUGGACGAGGUAGAACAACUGAACUCUAUCUAAUAUUAGGAUAAAUCGUGCUUCAUCAGAAUCAUUCGCAUCUAAUUCAGCAGCCAAGAGAAUGAAUCUGGAAAUUCAAUCUACGAGCCAAGCAAACUUGACAUAUUCAGCCGUUCAGUGCACAUGUUUGAAUGCUUUAUUUCUAACGCUGAGAAUAUUCAUAAUGUUUGAUUUAAUUUUUGAGAGAUUAGGAAGAUCAUUCAGUUAAUACUAUCAAUGUUUGUGUUUGAUUUGUGUAUUUAUCUGUGAUGAUGCAAAUAAAUAAAUAUAAGGCAAAUUGAUGUUGAACGAACUCUACAAAGGAGUACUGGUCUGUUUUAUUGUUUAUUCCCAGCACAAACAAAUAACUACUCUUCUCCCGCAAUCAUUGAACCAGCUGUACCUUUAAUUUCCAUCGCACUUUUGUAGCGAAUGCAGAAAUAAUCACUAGUAACCCACGGUGACUUUUUCUUUUCUAAAAAGACAAGAAAACAUGGUGCGGUCUGCACUGCAUCAGUUUCGUAAUUGAUGUAUUUUUACUGUAUUCACCUUAUUUUAGCAAAAAGAAUACGUCGGUCUUAUUUAAUUAAAGCGUCCUCGGCCGAGGAAUAAGUA
Macrobrachium nipponense is the source of this 2816-nucleotide messenger RNA. RefSeq names its product BTB/POZ domain-containing protein 3-like. The transcript is spliced from 5 exons. Gene Ontology annotation, molecular function: protein binding. NCBI's taxonomy places the organism in Eukaryota, Metazoa, Arthropoda, Malacostraca, Decapoda, Palaemonidae. Bases 80 to 952 code for a protein of 290 amino acids. Gene Ontology annotation, cellular component: cytosol. Gene Ontology annotation, biological process: neurogenesis. The record is from RefSeq and is a predicted model, not a curated record.